Molecule: messenger RNA, 399 nt
Organism: Oikopleura dioica
Lineage: Eukaryota; Metazoa; Chordata; Appendicularia; Copelata; Oikopleuridae
Source: the annotation of a GenBank genome assembly
AUGGCUCUUGCAGGAAAGUGGAACAAAGCCCGGAACGAGAACGGCGAGGCAUUCCUUACCGCCCUUGGCGUCGACAAAGCUGCUAUGGAGAGAGCUGCCAAUGCCUCUUGCGUGACUGAGAUCACCGAUUCUGGCGACAAGGUUGUCAUCGUCCGAAACUACAACAACGGCGAGAAGAUCGACACCAACACCAUCACCAUCGGUCAGGAGUCCGAGCUCACCGGCCCACGAGGAAACCCCUUCAAGGCUACUGUUACCCGAGAAGGCGACAAGCUCGUCGGAGUUGGCUCUGGGGGCAAGAUGAAGAUUGCUUUGGAAGUCGUCGGUGGCGAGCUCGUUGAAACUGUCGAAGCUAUCGAGCAGAAGAUGACCAUGAAGCGAUUCCACACCAAAGCUUAA